CAUUUCUGUCAUUAAUAUGUCAAAAUUUGACAAAACUCAUAGCAACUCAUCUGGUUAUUUAAAAAUUUAAACCUGUAACUAUUAAAUACCAUGUAUAAAGCUGGGAGCACAUCAUCGAAAUCAGUGACACAUUUCUCUACUUAUGAUGAUGAUGACUAUGAGGAUGAACCUUCAGGAGAAUCUUCCAUAAACUGGAGUAAUCUGAUCUUUCUACCAUUUCAUCCUGUUUUCAAAUUCCUUGUUCUGUUAUCUGUGAUUGCGAAAAGCACGUUUGGUCCUCUACAAGCAGUUUACCCUAUUAUCUAUUGUUCGGAUGUCCUCGAUUAUAAUAUAUAUUUAUUUUUAUUAAAGUAUUUUUAUAUGUAUUGCUCUGACGUCAUCUACGGCAUUGAUACUUGUCUGCAUAUAAUGCAUAGGCAAGUUACGGAUGAGGCAAUGAGACGAGAGUUUUUGCCUAAAUCAGCUUUUUUACUUUUAAUUGAUUUAUUGUGCAUAAUACCAUUCUUUCACCUCAUGAGCAAUGUUGUUUGUACAGAGGUUGAAUACUGGCCGAAUAUGUUGUCUUUCAUUGAGUUUAUAACAAUCUAUAGAGUGGCAGAAUAUUUUUCUCUGCUAACCACACAUGAUAAUAUUAAACUCUGUGUCGGUUAUACGAUUAUGAAUAUUAUUACGGUCAAUUGUAUCACGUGUGUGUUAAUGUUGAUGACAUAUGUAGGGCUCUGUGAUACAUGUACUAGUACGGGCUAUUACAAAGAUUGGAGGAAAUAUAUCAUGUAUAAGCUCAACGAAACGGAUGAAACGUUAACAACUUAUGUUUACGGAGCUUCGUUUAUUUUCUUCUUUCCCGUAAAUUAUAUGUUCGAUGAAAUUAAAGCCUCUACUUUAGUGGAAUAUGCCUUCUUCAGUGCAUUAAUGAUAUUUUUCUACCUCAUCUCAACUUUUGUCAUAUUUCCAAAAAUGAUUGCUGAAUCUUUAUUAAAGUUACAUUGUAUCUUUUCGUUUCACCCACGAGUACAAAUUAUAAUAGGCGAGGCAAAACGAAGGAAUCCAUCUCCAAAAGCGUACAUUGAUGUGAAAAAUUUUUACGCGCUAAUGUGGAAGAAACACGAUGGUAUAACCCGACUUCCUAAUAUAAUGUCGGAAUUACCUCGAUAUUUGAGAGUGGAAAUCAAACAGGAUCUCGUUUGGGCUGUGUUUUACCAUAGUCCAACUUUGAGAAGAACAUCUCGAGCAUUCCAGAAGUGGUUAUGUGAUUUCAUACAUUUAGAUUACAAAUUACCAGGGUCAAGGUUUUUUGUCGGUCCUCACUGUCAAUCACACUUGUAUUACAUAAAGACUGGUAUAGUUCAACUGAUUUCAACGGACGAUGGUAUCACUCCUAUAAUUUCAUUCACGAGCGGUACUAUUAUAGGAGACAUAAGUUUCUUCUUGUCACCUGCAAAGCGAAUUGUUAUGGUGCGAUGUCUUACGUACUGUGAAGUAUAUUAUUUACCCCGAGCGGAUAUUCUGAAAGCUCUGCACAAGUUCCCAGUAGACAGGAAAGCAAUAUUACAACGCGUGAAGGAUAAAAUAAAGCACGCUCAUACGCUUUAUUCGUGUAAAAAGCACGUAAGAGGAUUGGAUAGGGCUGAAGAUGAAGGUAUUGCUUGGCUAAAAAAACGAUGGUGGGAGAUAUCGGAGGUUGUAUCGCAUUUCAACUUGCCAGAAGAUCAGCACUCUAAACCUUCUUUAAAAUUAUCAGCGGAAGAAGUAGUCUACCAUUGCCCGAAAUAUCUUGGUCAAUUAGUUUUGUGCACAGAUGGAGAAUUGAGGAAGCACUCUUUGUUCGCAAGCGUUCGUUUUCCGAUACUUCUACUUCCUAAUUCUAGUUUUAGUGUUGUAUGGAACAGAAUUGUUGUCGCUACGGUUUUCCUCGUUCUUAUAUUCUAUCCGCCUAAUAUUACAAGGCCGGAUGUUCCGGUUUGGUUUAAUUUCUUUCAAUUUUGGGUUGAUAUAGUUUAUUUGGCUGAUGUAUGCGUGUCGUUAAUAACAACAAUGGAAAAUCAGGAAACGGGUAGAGUUUACUUCGCAUCUGUGAUGUUUGCUCGCUUUAAAAGCGUCUGGUUUUUCAUUGAUAUUUUGUCAGCCACUUGGUUCGAGACUUACGUGAUGCUGAUCGGGAUGCCUCAAUACUAUUACACGGUGCAGUUUAAUCGACUGUUAAAAAUAUACGUCCUCUUUCCUAACUGGAGUUUUGGAAAAGAUCCAUUGAUUCACGUAAUUCUUAAAGUUUGUUUAAUUCACUUAAUUUUUGUGUACAUAAUGAGCUACUUAACGCUUGCAUUGAUAACUAUAAUUCCCGAUUUGAGUCUUGUUAAUUUCUAUGGUGAUGUAUUUUGUGAUUGGGGAGUACCUAAAAACAAAUGUAUUUACGAAGUUCGUCAUGUGUUCGAAAUAUUUCUAGCAUGGGUUUUGGAAUUUCUUUUUUCCCAUAACACAACACAAAACUUAACAGAUGUUUACGUGUCAACUGUAACUAUUUAUUGUGGAUUUUUAAUCUUUAUCUAUUGUAAAACAUCUUUGAUUGGUAUAUUCCAUGCAUACAAUACAGGAGUAUCCAAGUAUCAAUUCUUCGUGAUCAAUGUCACGAAUAAUUAUAAGCAAUUUAAAAUACACCCGGAAUUAUUGAGACGUUUGAAUCGGUAUAUGAAAUGCCAUUGGAAAUAUUAUAAAGGAAUGGAUGUUUUAUAUCCAAAUAUAUUAAAAAAUGAACCAUACGACAUAUACUGGAAAGUACACGGGGAAGUAGCAGAGAAAAUAAUAAGGCAGUCCCUGCCUUUUCAAAUGGCCGAUAAUGGUCUUAUCAGGGAACUUGCUUACAACGCUAAGUUUAUCUUGCUUCCAAAACUAUCUACUGUUAUUAUUUUUGGUCUGCAACCGAAAAAUGUAACGUGGCUUGUUCAAGGUUACAUUAAAAGUGAAUAUAACAAUGAAGGUGAAUUAGUCAGAAGUAUGUACAAGCCGGGCGACUUGCUUGCCUUCCCUUCGGUCUUUUUUAAUAAACCACCGUUUAGAACUUACAUGGCAUAUACUGAAUGUGAGGUCCUAUUUAUAAACAGAUCGGCCUUCUUUAAAAUUUUAGAGCGGUACCCACUUGAGUGGUCAAUUUUCAAAAAUUGCAUGGAAGAAUUUAAGUCGAGAUUUGGUGAAAUGACACAAGGUUUUAUUGAAACUCAUAGAGAAAUUCAGAAGAAGCAUCGUCGACUUUUUCACUCCAAGCAUGACGAAAGACACACUAACCAACCUAAUGAAACAAGUGUAUCACAACGUUUAACGAUGAUUAGUAUAACGCCUACUUCACCAUUCUGGCAUUACUGGAUGCUCCUACGAGUUAUAGUUGUGUGUGUAUCAAUUAUUUCAAGAUCUUUACAAGGUGGCAUUGGAGCUUAUUGGCGAUCGCCAUUGAUGAUUGCAGGAGCAUUUUGCGACGGCGUCGGACUGAUCGAUAUCAUUUUGAAGCUAUUUAUGCCUUAUUACGAUCAUCGAGGACUUCUUAUAACUGAUUUUAGAUGUUGCCUCAGACACUAUUUAACGGGCACAUUUCUCAUGGAUGCUAUUGGACUAUUACCCAUAUAUGAAAUAUACAUUGUGGUGAUGAGUAAAGUCGUUGAAGAUGACGAUGCCUUGAUUAUAAAUACAUUCAGUCGUUUUGCACAUUUGUAUAUAGUGAUUGGAUAUUUUGAUUACUUGGCUGAUACUCCGACUGCCAAUAUUGCUUAUAUUAUGAUGUUUAAAUGGCAAUUGAUAUCUGUUCUCGUGAUGUUUGCCGUCAGCCAUUACUUUAUCAAGAUCUGUAUUAACUUUAACUGGGAUGCUAACGGAGGGUUCAUCAACGCUACUCUUAUAAGCAGAUGUUGGUUGCCAAGUCACACUGUGUUUGAUAAUAAUACUGUCACCUAUGACGGUAUCGGUAUGAUAUUCGCGCAAAGUUUGAAUUUCGCCCAAAAUGGACUACUUAGAAUUGAUUUGGGGAAUUUUGAAGAAACUCGAAAAGAUAUUGGAACGUCUAUCGUUUUGUUGUUGCUUGGAUGUAGUUUUUGGUUCGUACUUUGUUAUAAUCUCACUUUAUUGGUAUUACAUUUCCGUGGGAAUACAAUCUACCAGCAUGGAGUUUUUCAACUAAAAAGAUUCCUAGAGGCAGAAAGAGUUGACGAGAAACUUAUUGAUUAUGCUCAAGAACAUUUCAAAUACAUUUGGAAAAGGACCAAAGGAACUGAUGUACACAACUUGAUGAGUGAUCGUAUUGGUGUCGCUUUCAGACAAGAUUUAAGCUAUUACUUUUAUAAACAAACAUUUACAGCGCUCAAUAGUGUUCUACAAGGUGGUGAGCAGUUGGAAAGAAAUAUGGCGGCUGCUUCUAGACAGAUGUACUUCUUGCCUGGCCAAGAGUUACUGAGAGAGAUGGAUCUAACACCGUGGGUGUGUGUGGUUCAUCGUGGUAAUAUUAUUGUGAAGAGGAAUGAAGAAAAAUUGGCGGUGCUAGAGAAGGGUGCAAUAUUUGGUCAACUGGAUGGAAUUAAGCCGCGGCCAGUGCGUGUGUCGGCUGAAGCAGAUGGUUAUGCAGAUGUACUAGUGAUACCUAUUGCGGAUUUCCAAGAAGCUCUCAAUCAUGAUGCAAGAGCCAACUUGGAACGUCAUAUAAAACAAGACUUUAUGGCACUAAACAAACCGGUAGUCGAGGAUCCACAUAAUACUGUACAAUAUAUACUUCGUGGUAGAAAAUCACUCAAACUUCCUUGGAUGACAACUCACAUGGAAGCAAAUAUCGGCACUCGAUACGCCCAAUGGCUCUUCCUAACUUGGCUGAUAGAGCCGGUCAUUAGUUCCACAGUGGUCCUCACUCUGGAGACUGUAGAUGAUGAUGUUAAAUACAACAUUGUUAUACUUCUAGCUAUACUCGAUGUCAUACACCUUUUUAGUAUACUUUCCAAAUUCUUUUCAGCAGAGAUGACGGUAGUAGAUGGCAAAUGCAUAAUGCGUUUAGUAAAGCAUAGAAGAUUUCUAAGAUGGGGUUGUUAUUGUGAUAUGAUAUCGCUUUUUGUUCCUCUUCUGACGUUUUUGACUGGAAACUGGUGGUAUCAAUUGGCUAGAUUACUUCGACUACGGUUGCUUUAUGAGUUUCAUAGUUACUUUUGUACAGGCUUUCAGAGCAGAGUUGGACCGAUAAUACUAAAGUUUUUAUCAGUAAUAUUGGUGCUUCACGCUAUGACUUGUGGUUGGAUUAUAGUCGCAUGUAGAGACGAAGUGAUUCCUAUAAAAGUGCCACCUUUACCACCUGAUGUAAAUGCUACAAUUGAUUACUCGGAAUGGAGUUUGCCUCAAGACAGAAAAGGUGGCGGUUGUGCGAGAAUGACGAAGUCUUUUUUAGUAAAUGGCAAAGUAAGAUACGGUUUUAUUGUGCCUAAAACCUGGGCAGCUGAUUAUAUUGUGUCUAUGACGUAUAUAUUAGUGUUAUAUACGAGUACAGAGAUGGAAUCCGUUGUAUCUCUAAGUGAGAAACAAGUAUAUUAUAAAAUUGUCAUUAACUUUGUCAUAUAUCUCAUGGAUAUUUGGAUACUAUCAAUCGCCGUUAGCGCUGUGUAUACUAAAUUAAAUGAUUUGUAUAAAUACGAUUACAAAGUGAUGAAGUUUUUAACAUUUUUAAAAAAUACCGGCUUGUCCCCGACUCUCUUGCAAGCAGUGGACCAUUAUACGAGACAUUUGUGGCAAAGACAGAGAGGUAAUUGGUUACCAGAGUUAGUACAGAAUGCACCGCUAUGCCUUCGUGAAGAUAUUCUUGGAGCUCUCUACUUAUACCAUUUGACGUCGCCACCGUUACUAAAAGAUUUGCCGCAAUAUUUCUUACGUCAAUUGGUGACGAGAUUAAGUAGAGUUGUUAUUUUCCCAGGGAAGAUGAUUGUGCAAGAAGGGGACAUAUAUCCCUGUAUAUAUUUCAUUCAUGAAGGAGAAGUUGAAAAAUGGGGUACAGAUAAAAGCGGUGAAAAAAAGUUGCUAACCGUAUUGACUACGAACGAUUACUUCGGUUUUAUACCCGGCCUUUUUCCCAAUUCACCAUUUUUGUUUUCAUACAUCUCACGUACUGUUGUUGAUAUCGUUUCCUUAACAUAUAAAGAUUGGCAAGAUCUUUUACAAGGAUAUCCCAAAGUUAAAUAUGAUUUGUAUACUGCGGCAAAGCAAUUUAAAAAGGAAAUACAAAAAAUUAAAUUGGUCACUUUUAUUCGAGGAAAUUCAAAUGUUGUCAUUAGAGUGUGUUUUGUAAUUUAGCUAAAAGGGACAGAAGAGUCACGCACCACAUUUCUAUGUUAAUUGUAAUUUUGUUCAUGGACUUCCACGUAAUAAGAAUCCCGGCGGUUUGCGACACGUUUUUAAACGAAGAAAUUGCGCUUUUAAGUGACAAGUCUUUACAUUUUCCGCCCAGACGAAGACGUCAGCAACAGCUAGUAAUAAAUAAGGAAGGGGUAACUACUGAAAUGAUGAUAAUGAACAAUAGCCACCGAGCAGUAUAGACUUUUUAUCAGUCGAUAAAGUAAUUGGGCUUAAUCAGUAUGAGUAUGGACGAAGAAAUUUGCUUUCUAUGUGCUGUGAUAAAAUUCUUAAUUUAUAUU
This is a messenger RNA of Papilio polytes (common Mormon), 6644 nucleotides long. RefSeq lists its product as uncharacterized. The transcript is spliced from 31 exons. Lineage: Eukaryota; Metazoa; Arthropoda; Insecta; Lepidoptera; Papilionidae. The record is from RefSeq and is a predicted model, not a curated record. Gene Ontology annotation, molecular function: protein-containing complex binding. Bases 91 to 6303 code for a protein of 2070 amino acids.